UAAGAUAGUGUCAACACAGGGGUGCAAAGCGUGUGUUCAUCAUAGAUUCCUGCCCCCAACAUUCGCUACAACCGUUUAGAAGAAGACGAAACCAGUCUAGCUUGAUUUGCGAAGUUGAUAGCUCAGUCGCUGUAAUCAUCAUUGCUGCUGCUCAUCGUUUGUGUGCUCAUUAAGCGAUUGUUCUCGAACAUUUACGGAAGGAUGACAUCGAAACAAGUGACGGCUCCGACGGUAAAGCUGAAUAAUGGACGCGAAAUGCCGGUUCUCGGACUAGGCACCUGGUUGUCGAAAGAAGGCGAGGGCGUCGAUGCCCUGAAGGCAGCCAUCGAUGCUGGUUACCGGCACAUUGACACCGCUUACUUUUACCAGAAUGAAAAGGAAGUGGGACAGGCUAUACGUGAGAAGAUCGCCGAGGGUGUCAUCCGACGCGAGGACAUAUUCGUUACCACCAAACUGUGGAACACGUACCAUCAUCCCGACCACGUACAGCAGGCAUUCGAGAAGUCGUUGGAAAACCUCGACAUCGAGUACAUCGAUCUAUACUUGAUGCACACGCCGAUGGGCUAUCGGUAUAAGGGUUGGACCCCGGAGGACCUGAUGCCGUACGACUUGGAUGGAAAGCUGGAGUUUUCAGACGUCGACUACGUGGACACCUGGAAGGCGAUGGAGCAGCUUCUCAAAACGGGAAAGGUGAAGAGCCUUGGCGUUUCGAACUUUAACAGUGAACAAAUCACACGCCUUUUGUCGGAGUGUGAGUUCAAACCCGUCACCAACCAGGUGGAGUGCAGUCCCGGAUUAAACCAGCGCCCCCUGACAGCCUUUUGCAAGGAGCACGACAUCACGCUCACUGCCUACAGCCCACUAGGCCGGCCGAACUACUACGAGAAGGAUCCGGAAAAUGUUCCCAAACCUGCCCUCGAUGAUCCACGAGUGGCAGAGAUGGCAAAGAAGUACGGCAAAACACCGGGACAGAUAAUAUUGCGUUACUUGAUCGAGCUCGGUACGAUUCCCAUUCCGAAGUCGUCUAACGUGGAUCGCAUCCGGCAGAAUAUUGAUAUUUUCGAUUUCAAGCUAACGGAGGAGGAAAUCAAAGUUAUGGAUGGUUUCCACACCGGAAAGCGCUCCGUUCCGUUUAGCUUGUGUUUGAAUAAUAAAUACUAUCCGUUUAAUGUUGAAUUCUAGAAAGACGUGAGCACUACCCACCGAUGGUGCAGCAGAGGUAAACGUGCCUUAUCUUUAGAUCAAAUGUAUCGCUCACUGCUUAUGCGUGUACAUAGCAAAUAUGUUGCUAUUUUUGACUCUAUAUAAUAAGCACUCUUUUAUAAACCGACGACAAUCAAACAAUAAAAUCUAAUCUAUCAA
Molecule: messenger RNA, 1362 nt
Organism: Anopheles nili
Lineage: Eukaryota; Metazoa; Arthropoda; Insecta; Diptera; Culicidae
Product: 1,5-anhydro-D-fructose reductase-like
Exons: 2
Coding region: 202-1182 (326 amino acids)
Cellular component (GO): cytosol
Molecular function (GO): aldose reductase (NADPH) activity
Source: RefSeq, a predicted model, not a curated record